Cladocopium goreaui is the source of this 1560-nucleotide messenger RNA. The record is from the annotation of a GenBank genome assembly. Lineage: Eukaryota; Dinophyceae; Suessiales; Symbiodiniaceae.
AUGUAUUUCAUUGCCGUGGCGUUGUCCUUCGCCCUUUGCGCGUCGCUGUUUAUGUUGUCGAUCUACUCUGGAGCUCUGGUGGAGCAGAGCUGCUCCCGAAUCUCCUUCUUCCAUCAUGUGGUCGCAGCGAUCCUGGGCGCAUGGGCGCAUUACUGUUACCAGGAACAUCUGGAUGAAGCUGCCUUUGGCGCCAACGACAGGUUUCCUGUAGCCGUCCUAUUGCAGCAUUUCAAUCUGGGCUAUUUUCUGUACGACACUGUGCAUGUAGCAGUCUGGGACCAGAAGUUCCUGGAGCAUCACUUCAUCGCCAUCGCGGGCUAUGCCAGCAGCGAGAUCGCCAACGUCUUCGGCUUAGCCAAUGCCGUGAACACGUGGAUCACCGAGGUGGGUUCGUUGAUGUAUUCCGCAUAUCUCAUCAAGCGAUCCGACCACCUCUACUUGGCUUUCGUCUUGUGCUACACCUUGAGCCGGAUGUAUUUUGCCUAUUGGAGCCUGGUGGUCUUGAACCAGGUGUGGGAGGUCCUGCAAAACGGUGCUGGUGCGCGGGUCAUGCCCUUUUGGGCGCCUUACUGUGCGGCGAGUUUACAGAUCCUCCUGUUUGGAGUGAAUGCCACUUUCGUGGCAACGCACUGGAGAAAGUUGCUGAAGCGAUCCAAAAGAGACGGAACGGUCACCGGACUGCUGGAAGAUGUUCAGUGCCUGAGGCAGCGCUUAGAUCUGCUCGACCAGCGCCGCAAUGAACCUGUCAAGGAUAGCGAGAAGCGUUUCAACGAGCUGAGCACUCAAAUCCAGGCCAUUGAACACCAGAGUCGCAUGUCGCAAUCCGCCUUGGACGAGUUCCAACGACGCCAGGCGAACGGCAGGAUUGGUGGCCGUGAGCGGCGUAAGGUGGCACGACAGAGACGCUGGGAACAAAGCCUGGAGGACUUUCGGAGUUUCGCUGGCGAGCUGGCCCAACAUCGUUCCGGGAGCAGGUCACAGCUGAGACCCAGCGAGUCCCCCUCCACGGACGCCCGGCUCCGGAAGUUGGAAGAGCGGCAGGACUUCUCGGAAACUGCCUUGGCAGCUCUCCAGAUGCAGGUGGAAGAGGGUCUGCGUCGCUUCUCAACUGGCCAUCCACAAGGAGAUGGCGAGGAUGCCAGGGAGGCCAGCUGUGGGGUUGACCCUGAGACCCUUCGCCAGUCCACGGCCUCGGAGCGUGGCUUGAUGGCCUUGGAACGGAAGACUUCAGGGCAGAUUCAGGACCUGUCCUCUGCCGUUGCCGGUCUUCGAGUGCGGGUCGAUGGACAGCUCCAGCGCAUGAGCGCCUUGGCCGAACGCCUCGAGUCGUCCUCGUCCUCCAGCGGCCUGGUGGCGCUGCGGACGGAGGUGGCGCAACGGAGCCAGGAGCAACAGCGCUGCGAGACCGAGAUGGCGGUGCUGCGCAACAAGAUGCAGGACUUUGCUGAAAGUUGUGAUGAUAGCAUCGCUGACAUCAAGGAGGUUGGGACUUGGGGGGCCUUAACCAUCAUUGCAGGCUUACCUGAAAAAGGGACAGGGUUAUCCGGGUUAUCCCCAUGA